UACUUGAGGACACAGGGAGGAGUAGAGUAGCUAGUUCGUUUCCUAAAAACAGAUUUCCCGUACUGUCGUAGCUAAGGGGAGAAACGGUCUGUAACUAGGAAACGAUGGAUUUAAUGAAUGUACACGUUUUUGACAGCAUAAAAUGUUUUCUGUCUUUCUGACAGUUACAGUAUAGUUCUAAUUCUCUUUACUAAAACUGGCCAUUUAGACUUGGCGGAGGUUCAGUUUGUUUUACCUGAGUUACAGGCGCCGUCAUAAAUAAGUUUACACUCGCUUAGUUAGGUCAAAUCUACUGGAUGGAAUCGGAACCACUGCUGACUGGAAGCAUUAACUACGGCUCCCACCCUGACCACAAUGAUCACCUUGAAAAGGGAUCCCCAAAGACGAGACGUCUGUCCUACUCGGUUGCAGCAGAGUCCUGCUGUGUCGAAGGGGGUGAUGAGGAUCUCUACCUCCAGCAAGCUGUUGUGUUUAUUGAGGACGCCAUACAGUACCGAUCCAUCAAUCAUAGGGUGGAUGCAAACUCAUUACGUCUGUACAGGUGGUACUUCUCCAGGAUAUGGCAAUGGGGGCUGGGCCUGACUAUUGCGGUCGUCUUGAUGCUGGCUUUCAUCGAGAGGCCCUCGUCCCUCUCCUACACAUCAGACCCUCGCUUCAGACCUCCCCCCUGGGAGCCCCCUUGUGGCCUGACAGAGGGCAUAGAGAUAGUCUGCCUCAUCAUCUUUGCCAUUGACCUCGCUACCAAGAGCUAUUUGAUUGGUUGGGAGGAGUUCCGGAAAUGCAAGUGGUUGAUUGUCUACAUCUUGGUCAUCUCAGCAUCUGUAAUUGAUUGGACAUUGACAUUGAGCAUGUAUUGUGAACAGAACUUACGAGUUAGGAGACUCAUUCGGCCAUUCUUCCUCCUUCAAAACUCCUCCCUGAUGAAGAAAACAUUAAAGUGCAUCAAGAGGACCCUCCCAGAGAUAGCCAGUGUUAUCCUGCUCCUGGCUCUCCAUCUCUGCCUCUUCACCAUGAUUGGCAUGCUGCUCUUUGCUAAAGGAGAGAACCCAAAGCACAAUGGGGAGUGGGAGGCCUACUUCAGAGACUUGCCCACGUCUCUCUCCUCUCUCUUGGUGCUCCUCACUACAGCCAAUAACCCUGAUGUGAUGAUUCCGGCCUAUUCCUUAAACCGAGGAUACUCCAUCUUCUUCAUUAUGUUUAGUGGUUUUGGAACCUACUUCUUGAUGAACUUACUAACUGCCAUCAUUUACAACCAGUUCAGGGGAUACCUGCUGAUGUCUGUCCAGGCGUCCAUCUUAAGGAGGAGACUGGGCAUCAGAGCUGCCUUCGAGGUCAUGUCCUGCCAGGGGCGGGGUCAGGACGCUACACACUCAGAGGAGCAUGUAGAGCGUGUGCGGGUGGAUGCAUCUUUGCAGGUCAUGGCGAGGGUACAAAUGAAGUCAUACUACAGACAAGCCAUCAUCAAGAGAGUGCAGCAGUUGUCAGAUGGCUUCAUCCAGUGGGAGGCCUUCCGGAGGCUGUUUGAUGAGCUGGACAAGGACCGCAUCAAAGAGCAUCCUCCAAAGCCAGAGUACAACUCCCCACUCCUCCAGAGGCUUCAGGUGGUUUUCAGCCACUACUAUGUUAUGAUAGUGGGCAACGCCGUAGCCCUGGCCAAUGUCAUGUGCAUCUGUACCAUACUGGUGCUUAACUCCGAGAAGUCCAUUGCAGAGCGGGAUGACUACUACAUGGAAGUUAUUAACUGUUUCUUUAUUCUAUACUACCUGAUGGAGAUGAGUCUAAAGAUAUUAGCAUUUGGAUGGAGAGGCUACCUGUCAUACAGAAACAACAUCUUUGAUGGACUUCUCACAGUUUGCCUUCUGGUCCUUCAGAUCACCAUUUUUGCCACCUACAGGCUUCCAUUUCCUAAAUGGAACCCAGCGUCGCGUGGUCUGAUGUCUCUGUGGGAGAUGGUGCGUCUGGUCAACAUGCUCAUCGUCGUCCGCUUCCUCCGUAUCAUCCCUGAUAUCAAGCUGAUGGCCCUUGUAGCGAGUACUUUGGUUGACCUGGUGAAAAACCUCAGAGCUUUUGCAGGAAUACUAGUGGUGGUGUUCUAUGUGUUUGCUGUCCUUGGCAUCUGGCUGUUCCAGGGAGCCAUCACUGCUCCAGGGAAGAUUAGUGUGAUCUCCAAUUCCAGUAUGGAAAACAUCACCUUUAACUUCACCAUGCAGUGUGGUUCCUACGAGCAGCUGGGCUACUGGCCAAACAACUUUGACGACUUUGCUUCGUCCCUUGUCCUCCUUUACAACAUCAUGGUGGUGAAUAACUGGCAAGUCUUCAUGGAUGCCUACACCAGAUACACCACAGAGUGGUCCAAGGUCUACUUUGUCUCCUGGUGGCUUACCUCCUCUGUCAUGUGGGUCAACUUGUUUGUGGCUCUCAUCUUGGAGAACUUCAUCUAUAAGUGGGACCGGAGUGUCACGUGUUCAGUGGCGGACGUUGAGCGAACGGGCUACGAGACCACCGUCCAGCUCAUGUUCAGAGAACAAAUUCAGGAGCCUACAGAGGAGGAGCUGGUCACCCAACUCCAUCAGCACCCUCACCUGCAUCUCAGCUGAAGACCCUACACCCCUCACACACCAUUGGACCCUACGUCCAACCAGGCUUGUACCAAUCCAAAAUAAGCAGGGCCUUUACAGGCUAUCACGUUUGUCUGUGUGAAUGGCAGGGACUCAAAAGCAGAAAAGUGACAAUAUUGUUAGGGCUCUCUCAAUUCUGAUUAGUCCUAUGUUGUCACAUUUUGGAUGUUUUUGCACUCAAACCACUGAACAACUGCCUCACUCCCUGCAUCUGUUACUUUAAAACGGAGUUUGAAAGAUUGAGUUGCUAAGCGUUUUGUUCAUGUUAAGUCUGUUAUCACUUUCGUUUGAUGGCAGUCACUAUAUGCCAUCAAACAAAACAAAAUACACCACUGUUCUUAAUGAAUUUAUUUAAUAGGGAGUAAAAAGGGAAAAGGACUAGUUUUUAUUCGUAUAUUUGUCAUGAAUGCUGUUUCUUUUGCUUACCUGCCUUGCAAUGUAAAUAGGAUUUUUAUGCAAAUAAAGAAAUAUGGGUUUUA
Coregonus clupeaformis (lake whitefish) is the source of this 3097-nucleotide messenger RNA. RefSeq names its product two pore calcium channel protein 2. The record is from RefSeq and is a predicted model, not a curated record. The coding region runs from base 297 to 2597 and encodes 766 amino acids. Gene Ontology annotation, cellular component: lysosomal membrane. Gene Ontology annotation, molecular function: monoatomic ion channel activity; voltage-gated channel activity. The transcript is spliced from 24 exons. NCBI's taxonomy places the organism in Eukaryota, Metazoa, Chordata, Actinopteri, Salmoniformes, Salmonidae. Gene Ontology annotation, biological process: monoatomic ion transport; transmembrane transport.